Molecule: messenger RNA, 6987 nt
Organism: Amoebophrya sp. A25
Lineage: Eukaryota; Dinophyceae; Syndiniales; Amoebophryaceae
Source: the annotation of a GenBank genome assembly
GGAAAUAAUUUUUUUUAUUGGCACCAGCUGCUGGUGCCGGGCUUUAUCUAGAAGGCUGGUAGAUAUGCCAAUCUGCUACACUUUUACUCUUGCGCAGGUCUAUUUCGUGUGUGUACACACGCGGAUGUGUCAAGUUAGCUCAGGACCCGGUUGUAACUAGGAAACACCGUUGAAGUCAAGACCUCUCCAAGGAGCAGCUCAGGGCACGCUGGAAUGAAAUCCCCUCCCUUUAUUUCCCAAGUGAUUGGUCGACGUAUUCGUAUUUGGUAAUAAAAACCCUUUGUCCCGUCUGCUUUUGUUCGUAACGAGACUCACUACCCUUGUAUUUUCCUCUUUUGUGUUGCUGUUGCCAACAAGGAGGACGGGGCUCUUGACUGUGGGUGUUAAGAUCCUGAGUCCUUUUUUGUUCUGGGUCGCCAUUAUCCAAGUAAGAGAGGCGCACACUCGUCUAGCUACGAACUUCAGCUCGAAACAAGUCACUCACGAACACAUUAUCUAUCAGACGAUUUCCUUCUUCACCCCAGCAAGAAAGGAAGAUCGUAGAUUAUAGGGGAGGGGGUCUAAAAAUUAUCUGUCCUCGUGGUAAGGUUGCUCCCGUUGAUCCUCAGUCUCCAUGCGGCACAAAAAAAACCAAGUUUUAAAGGACAAGCGCAAGAACUAGAACAACGAGAAUUCUCUUUUUCGUUUUUGCUGGGGAAGACUGGGCGAUAACAGCGAACUCCAACAACACGACACCGCUUGUGAGUAGCACAUCCUCUUCUAUCGUGGAGGCAAAGGCAAGAAUUAGAUUUUAGCGUAUUAUCGGUGUGGAGAGUUGGACGAGGACGAGGAAACGAACAAUUAUAAAGAGCGGAGGCUCCAUCGCAUCAUUUCGACAUUUGAGACGGCAAGAUGACAGACGCAACGGCACCAGCAGCAGCUGCAGCUGCAGUGGAUGAGGAUGCUUGGUACGCGAAUGAUGACGACGAGGAUGAAGAAGAGGAUGCGCCAGCAUCUCCUAGUGCCAAAAAGCAGAAAACGGAAGAUCAGGCCACAUCUGUGCCAGCAGGCGAGAAUGCUAGCGCAACGGCGCUGGCGGGAGAUCCUGCGGCCCCAGCAGCUGCGGCCUCACCACCAGCGCAGCCGGCGAAUCCUGGUGCCCAGCUACCAACAACUCCAGCGACAGCUGCAUCUUUCUUCAGCUUUCCGACGCAAGCGGGCGCGGCUCAGUACAUUUCACUUGUUGGAUGAAGAACAUGUUUCCUUUAAUUUCAAACAAGAACUGUUGCGCCAUCUGUUGCAACAUGAAUUUUUGAAAGUGACUCACUCCAAAAGUUGACUAGCGGUGAUAAAUCUUUUACCGAAUAAAACUACAGGACGCCCGGCGGCGCAAGUGACGAGGCAAUAGAGGUAACGCAACAUGUUCAACAAGCACCUCAAAGCGGGAACUGGGAUGCUAAGUGCGUCGUGGUGCGCCAGGGCCAGUUGCAACUCGAACUUCAACGAAGAAACCCGCCAUUGAAAAAUGACGAUCUCAUCAGAUUCUCUGACUGGCUCACACAGUAUCAUGAUAUUAGUAUUAGCAAUCGACCACGAUCGCAUUUCCUUAAGAGCCUUCCCUGAGAGGCCUUCCUUAACGAAAUGGAAACUCUUAAGGAAUUUCUACUAUAAAAAGUUACUAUAGCUUUUCCUUAAGGGACAAAAAUGCUCCUUAAGGACAAGGAGCUCCCUUAAGGCCUAGCUGUUAUAGAAUUGGGCUAAUGAUAGGCCCUCCGUUAAGGAGCUCCCUUAAGAGCCAUGGCCAGCAAGCUAGCUGCUUGCUCCUAGCUAGCGAGCUUGCUGGCUUGCCCCUUGCCCGAAGCUUGCUUGCUAGGUGAGCCGUAGAUAGCCUGCUAGGUGCUUAGCCAUAGCUAGCCUGCUAGCUGCUUAGCCAUGGCGAGCUAGCCAGCUAGCUGUUUGGCCAUAGCUAGGCUGCUAGCUGUUUGGCCAUAGCUAGGCUGCUAGCUGAUUAGCCAUAGCUAGCCUGCUAGCUGCUUAGCCAUAGCUAGCUUGCUAGCUGCAUAGCCAUAGCUAGCUUGCUUGCUAGCUCCCUAGGUUAGCCGCACAUAGCUUGCUAGCUGCUGCGCCAUAGCUAGCGGGCUUAUUAGGUAGCUGCCCAGGUCUGCGUAGCCAGCUAGCUACUUCCUUGCUUGACCAUAGCUAGGUAGCUUGCUACCUGCUUGGCCAUAGCUAGCCUGCUAUUAGCUGCUUCGCCAUAGCUAGCUUGAUAGCUGCUUCAGGAGACCUAGCUCGGCAGCUGCUUAGCUAUAGCCAGCUCCCUAGCUUACCCGUAGCCAGCUUGUUUCGUAGAGUUAUCUGUCUAGUUGCGAACCUAUGCCCAGCACAGCGGGCCCUUGAUGGGCCCGCUUUCUGGGCCUGUAUUUAUAAUGUAUUAUAAAUAUAACUAGUAGUGCAAGUAGAACUCAAACUAGUUUCUUCUUCAUCUAAUGCAGGUGAAGAUCUUGAUGAGGUAGUGGUUGAAAAAUGUUUUUGAAUUCAUUUCUUGAGCAGAAAUGAAAAUGUUGAAACACACGAAGACGAAUUUGCGGAGGCAUAAAACCAGUUUUGAAAUCGUGUGUCUUCUGCGUAUCUUCAUCAAACCACCCACUGUCACCACUCACACGACCAGGCAACUUCCGCCGAUCCUGCAGGCUUUUCCUUACGUUCGAAAAAGUGGCUGUAUGGUGGACCUAUCAGAAAACAUUAUCGGCCCUCAAGGUCUGGACAAACUACUCACUGUUCUCAGGGAUCACAAGGUGCCGUGUAACACAUUGAAGGUACUACCUCCCUCGAUGAAUUCUUUUUUGUCUUUCUCAUUUUGCUUUAGUUUUCUUAAAAGAAUCUAUCUUAGUAAUUGUUUCUCCUCUAAUAUCUAAGUACUCUAUUGAGAAAAUUUACUCGUUGACCAGGUCUACCGAAACUGCCUAGACGACACUAUUGUGGAUACCCUAGUCGAGUACUUCUAUACACAACCGCAGGGGAAUGCAAUUCAAGCUAUUCACAUGAGUCACAACCGAAUCACUGCGAAUGGCUGCAAGCGACUACUCACAGCAGCUGCGAAAUGCACACAGUAUUCUUCUUUAUGCCACCAUUUUAAGGUAAGAAAUUUAAAUAUGCCUUGUACUAGUUGUUCGAUACUGAUACUCUUUCGAUCAACAUUUGUCCUCUUUGACCACGCUGGUGCGUUUCUAGGGAUCCAAUUGUCCUCUAUCAUGUUUUCUCCACAGUUACCCCCGCAUGGCCGGUGAGAACCAGCUUUUUCCACUGUGGCUGCGGUUGGAGAGCAAUGCGAUCGAAAAUCCAGCCCACAUAGUGAAAGUUGAGAUGAAAGACGCGAAGAUAUGUCUCAUGCAGGAUGGUCACUGCUCAAAGCCGGACUGCGAUCACUGGAACGUGCACGUUCAGCUUCCCCACUUCCUGGUACAGGAUCCCCAUAAUGAGAACAGGGCUUACGAGCACGGCGAAUUCGAACACCUGGGCGAAACCUCCGGGAUAAUGCAGCAAUUCAGUGAAUUUUUAGACCCGGACAGCCAAGCAGCUGCUGCCGCUGGCGGCAUGACUCCUGCAGCUGCUAGCCAUAACGGUGGUGUGCUGCCACCGGGAGGCAGGUAUUGAUCGGUGCUUGAAGUUGAAAUUUAGUGUCUGUAGCUGGGGAAAGCAGCUGGGUUCAGCAAAUAUUGUUAUCAAAAUCCAGAAGUUGAACAUGAAAUUGAUGAAAGAAUCAAUCUUCAAGCAUUUGUUUGUUUGUUUGUUUGUUUGUAUUGAUGCGCUCCGGGCAACGCGUACGAUCUCGCCAGAUUUCUUUGUGCUUCUGCUUCGUGUGUUUUGUGCUAUGGGCGCCGUUGCGACUAUGAUGCGUCUAGCCUCGCUGGUCGCGCAUUGCCUUUUCGUCGCCGCCAGCUAGGGCGUGCCGGGCUAUGCAGGUGGCGGCGUUUGUGGGUAGCGGCGUAGCGCGGUCGGGCUGCCUGCUGGCCGUUACUUUCUCGGUCGAGGGCAGUGGGCAGACGGCAGCAGAUCCCCUCUACUAGGUUUCAGCCCCGGCGGGCUCGUACGGAAUUGCUUUACUUUCUUUCGGCCUGAGGUGUUCGGUGUGGCUAGGUCCGCUUUGCGUUCGUACUUGCGUGCUUCGUCGUUCUUUGUGCUUUGUGCUUUCGUCUUGUCUCCGUUCUCUUUGUCGUCGCUUGUUUUGUCUCCUCCCUGUUUUGUCUCCCCCUAGCAGGCAGCGAUGGCUUUACCACAGCGGUCGCUACUCCUCAAGAACUAUCAAUCAUAAUUUCAUCUCGGCAUAAUACUCAUCUAUUCUUUCAUAUUUCAGUACGCCAAUUGGCAACGGAGGAGGAGCGACACCUGGCGCGAAUGCAAUUUUAGGGAAUCUCACACCCCAACACAAGGGGGAAAUCUUGCUAAUCGCGAAAGGCAUCCAGACCGGACAUAUUCCAAAGGGUAUUUUCAUUUGGUCAUCUUGAAAUCCUUCACCAGAACGUACGAAGAGAAUAUCUAACUAUGUCUCGUUAUUAUGAUGAAAACUUAAAGUAGAGGGUCAAAGUUUAUGCAGGAACACUCAGGAUGCAGCUCAUAAUCGUGGUCAGUCAUUGCUUUUUUUCUAAACGUAAUACAGAAACCGGUCAGAAGCUCAUUGUACAACUGCUGUCGAAGGCAAAAGGCAAAGGCCAGGGAGGCGACGGUGGAGGUGGCACAAGCGGAAAAGGGCCCGGCGGAAAAGGGCCAGGCUCACCUCCGUGGGCCUCUGGAUCCGGAAGCGGCGGCUGGAACGGGCAAGAGUCGUCCUACAACGGCUCGUGGAGAGGCGAUGGAAGCGGCAGUGAACGUCAUAGUCUCCUAAGUAAAUACGACAAUGGAAGAAGCAGAAGAGACGACGACUACAGUAGAAGAGACGAGUGGGGUGGAUCUGCGUCCUCAACUUCCCGCGCGCCCUGGGGCAGUCCGCGAGACGGACCGAAAGGCUACAACUCGAAGUCGUUCGACAAAGACGGUGGAGUACGUAGCGGCAAGUGGGGAGGAGGCCGCGACAGUUACUACGACCGAGAUGGCGGAGGUAGUAAGUACGGAGGCUCGUCUUCAAAAUCAAAAUACGGUGGAGGAAGCAAGGGGGGUGGCAAGUAUGGAAAAUACGACGAUGGAGGUGGAAAAAGUCACGAUUUGAGAGGCGGUGGCAAGAGGAGCUUCGACAAAGACACUAGAGGCGGAGGGGGCCGCAGUUACGAUCUCGAGCCAUCGAAAGGCGGAAAGUCUAGUAAGGGCUACGGUAAUAUUCAGUCCGGAGCUUCCUUCGACAAGGAUCAAGGAAAGAGUAGCUGGGGCAUUAGCCGGUCCUCUUCCAAAGACAGCUUUGCGAAGGGCAGUCAGGACAGCUUCGACUACUACGGCAGCAAGGGGGGCGGCGGUAAACUCAGUGGUGGAAGCAGCUUUGACCACCGUAGCAAAAGCACCGGAGGAGGAAAAUGGAACGGGGGAGGUGGAAGUCAGCCGUGGAGUCCAGCAGGUGAUGGACGGGACUCCUCCUGGUCGGCGCCACAACCACCUGCCAGACCCAGACACAUUGACGUCACAAUUGCGAUGAAAAGUCAGCCCCUAGGCUUCGAAUACGAAAUCGAGAAAAUCGACGAAGUCGAUACCGCAGUUGUCAAGUAGGAAAUUUGGAGUUUUUGUUUGCUUGUUAGUUCUACUAGGAAAAGGAAAUCAUCUUCACCGGUGCGUGAUUAUAUAUUUAUAUUGAUGUUACAAAGGAAAGGUUAUGAUUAGUUUUUCAUUUGUCGCUACGUAGAUCAUGAUGUCCACUUUGAACUCUCUGCCAAUAUUCCUCAGGUCUGUUGCCGCUGAUAGUGAGGCAUCAAAGAAGGGCGUUGUAGCGGGUAUGAAGGUGAUCCGUAUGAACGGGAUAGAUGUGUCGAUGUUCGAUGCCAACCAGAUUCAAGAGACGGUGAAGAAGCGCGCUAACGGAUUUUCUCUCCGGUUCAAGUGAAUCUGGUCACUGUAUCGUCGCAACGUUGGUAGUUAGUCCGGACGAUCACCCGUCCCAAGCGGUGUGUGGUCGGUGGAAUUAGACCUAUCGCAAUAAAACCAUCGUCAUGCUUUUUCAUGUUGUGACCCUUGGUUUUGCGGCAGCAGCAAAGACGACCUCGAUAGGAGAGGACGUGUGUCCUCUAAAAUGGAAUUUGUAGAUUACAUGAACAAGCACCAGCUUGCUGAGUAGAUCAAAAUCUCCCGGAUGAAGUAGCAUAAGCAUUCGCUGUCCUUACGUUAACAAGCCUGUUGAACUAGAAACAACAUCGAAGGUGGAACAACACUAAAGAUUCUUCUGCGCACUUUGAAAAAGCAAAACGCUGAACUCUAUUUCGUGAACAAGGGAAUAACAAUAAGAUGCAGACGUCCACAUAACGAUCAUGACAGAUAUUGUCGAAGGUAUCCUUCUCGACGUGCUUAGUUUUUUCACAUCCUUUCACUUGUACUUGUAUGUUUGUGUUUAAACAAGUGAUGUCAUAACCACGUUGCUCAAAGGUAAAGGAGGAGCAGGGUUCUGGGCAUGGCUUCAUGACGGAGCACAUAUACUGAUACUUUGUGACAAUUUCAUUUUGGCAUGCUUCCUCUACCUCUCGAAAGACUACUUAGCAUAUCAAGAUCAAGUCCAAGGACAGGGACAACAAAAAGGGAGGGCAAGGGCAACAAGAUGAAAAUUUGCUCUUCCAUCUGGCGGACGGGUUUGAUCAUUUCGUUGCGGUGGAAACUGCAAGAAUUGGAAUCUUUCCAUUCCCAAACCCGAAUCAGACGUCAACGAUCAUCACAAGGAUGCGUUUGAGACACGACAAUAUGUUGAGAAAAUGGAAGCAUUGGAAGACAGCACUAGUUCUAGCUAGUACGAUCGUUCAAAUUGAAAUUCAAUUCUGCUCAUCCCCAUCGAUAUCUCCCUUCUUGAAAGUCUGGAUUGCUCGAAUCUGCCGUAGUUUCAGG